UGCCAGCUUCUGCCGGCUGACAGACCCUAGCCAAAAUUUUAGUCGCCAGGAAUGCGAAAUUGAAGCAUACCAACCAGUCUUGCUUCCGUCUACCCAUCUUCGUCUUGUUCGAGCCACCAUGCACAGAGUCACUGCCAGGGCCAUCCUACGGCAAGGGCUGGCUCGCGCCGAGCUGGGCAAAGCGCCCAGAGCGAGCUACGGUGUGGUCGCAGCGCCGACAGCCGCCCGGCCGGCGACCUUCGUAAUACCGCGCGCAGCUCGCAGCAUCGCCGGCGCCAGAGCCACAACCGCGGCCCCGUUCCACACGAGCGCGGCGUGCCGGCGGCGGCAGAAGCCGCUGCCGCGCCGGGCGGAGGAGGCGGAGGAGGACGAGGACAAGGGCGAGGAGGAGGGCGAGGGCAAGGACGGGGCGAAGCACCCGGCGGCGGACCCGGAGGAGCCGCUGAACUUCGCGGACGUGGAGUCGCGUCUGCUGCCGGUGGAGGCGCGGUUCCGGGCAGGGCUGCGGAAGCUGCAGUCGGGCGGGCGAUUCAACCCGGACGCGAUCGGGGCGCUGCGGGUGGCGCCCGACCGCAAGGAGCCGGGGCGGACGUACCCGCUGCACGAGCUGGCGCAGAUCGUGCCGCGGGCGGGCGGGCGGUCGAUCUCGGUGCUGGCGCACGAGGCGAGCUCGGUGCGGGCGAUCAUGAGCGCGGUCCAGAACAGCCCCGACUUCAACCAGCAGCCGCAGCGCGCGCCCGACAACGAGCUCGAGCUGCUGCUGCGCGUCGAGCCCGACAGCCCCGACGACACCCUCCGCCGCGUCCGCCUCCUCUGCAACGAGUGGCGCGACCGCGUCCGCGCCGUCCGCCAGCGCCGCGACAAGCUCCACGCCACCUGGCGCCGCACCGCCGUCGUCGGCCCCGACCUCAAGGUCACCCUCGACAAGGAGCUCGACCGCCUCAUCAGCGCCGAGAUCGCCAAGGUCGACGUCAUGGAGAGCUCCACGAUAAAGCAUAUCCACUCCACCAAAUAAGACAGGGCCGCGGAAGGGAAGAGAGAGAGAGAGAGAGAGAGGGGAGAGGGAGAGGGGAGGGAGAGGGGGGGCUUUCGAGACGUGUUUAUAGACUACCCACCCGG
Durotheca rogersii is the source of this 1119-nucleotide messenger RNA. RefSeq names its product ribosome recycling factor. The coding region runs from base 119 to 1015 and encodes 298 amino acids. NCBI's taxonomy places the organism in Eukaryota, Fungi, Ascomycota, Sordariomycetes, Xylariales, Xylariaceae. The transcript is spliced from 2 exons. Gene Ontology annotation, biological process: translation. Gene Ontology annotation, cellular component: mitochondrion. The record is from RefSeq and is a predicted model, not a curated record. Gene Ontology annotation, molecular function: ribosomal large subunit binding.